CCAGCUAAUAAUCCAACGCUCACAACUAUUAAUCCUAUAGCUAUUCCAAUGUACAGAGUGUUCAAGAUAGUUUUGGGAGGGAAUGUUACGUUUGAAUCUGGUGUACGUGGAGUACAUAAGGAAACCCAUUUAUAUGAAUUGUUUGAAAUGUUGAGGAUGUUUAUUGCUGAAGAAUAA
Molecule: messenger RNA, 177 nt
Organism: Dentiscutata erythropus
Lineage: Eukaryota; Fungi; Glomeromycota; Glomeromycetes; Diversisporales; Gigasporaceae
Source: the annotation of a GenBank genome assembly